Poecilia reticulata (guppy) is the source of this 1739-nucleotide messenger RNA. RefSeq lists its product as uncharacterized. Gene Ontology annotation, biological process: regulation of transcription by RNA polymerase II. The record is from RefSeq and is a predicted model, not a curated record. Gene Ontology annotation, cellular component: nucleus. Lineage: Eukaryota; Metazoa; Chordata; Actinopteri; Cyprinodontiformes; Poeciliidae. Gene Ontology annotation, molecular function: RNA polymerase II cis-regulatory region sequence-specific DNA binding; DNA-binding transcription factor activity, RNA polymerase II-specific.
CCGCUGGCUUCUAUUYAUUUGUAUAAAUGUCUACUAACAACUGUCUUGUGUUAAUAAUAUUAUUUCAAUGAAGUUUUAACUUAAAAAUAAAUAAAACGUGAAGCUGACACGCAGGCUCACUCUCCAGCACGGUAGAGGGCGAUAAUGCGUCUUAACGUUGGAUACCACCUGCAAAAAAAUCGAGGAAGAAGAAGAACGAACGUUUGCAGACAUAGACUAUGUCUAUGUGUUUGCAGAGGCAGAUUCUUCCGUUUGAGGCAGAACAAAGCAAGCUCUCUUUAGUUUGGAUGAAAGCUGAGCUCCAACURCCCAGAAACUGUUUAAGGAACAUCAGAAGAGAAGCUAAAAAUGGAGACGGCAGCUCGGACUGUGGCGGAGAGCAUCAGAGGGAGAGAUUCCUGAAGCAGCCAAGACGAAAACAAGAUGUUAAGCAGAUGCUGAUGGUUAAAGAAGAAACUCCUGAAGGCCACAGAUCUGUUGCUGAGCUGCAUGACCCAAAGCCGCAGCAGAUAAAAGAGGAAGAGGAGGAAGUCUGCAUCAGUUUUGGGGGAGAGCAGCUCAACAAAGAGGAGGAGAUUGAUGCCAUCAGGUUUCCAGUCUCUACUACUCCUAUAAAGAGUGAGGAUGAAAUACAGUCCAUUCUUCUCUCACAGAAUCUUUAUCAAGACCAGAUUAAAGGCAGAUAUCAUUCAGAAGAGAGCGAUGAAGGAGAAUCUAUCAAGAUUGAAGAAAUCGAAACUUCUCCACAAUCUUCUGAGACGGAAGAUUCUGAGAAUGACGAAGAGGACGACGACGUAAACCAUGUCUCUGAGUUGAAACACUUGUCAGAUUCUGGACUGAAAACAAAUGACAAGAGCAAUGCCUGGAAGUCAAACGGAGACAUUCUUAACAAGUCGUUUAGCUCGUUUGAGUUUGAUGUUCACAGUUAUUCUCUUCAGACCGGCGGGACACAUUCACAAAUAGGGUCUUCAAGCUCAGUUGAUAGUAAUAAAUGUUUUACAGAGGAGAAAGAUGCAGAUACACAAAGUAAAGUACAGACAGAAGGGAAGUUUAGCUGCGACGACUGUGGUAAAACAUUUGCUAGAAAAAAUACUUUAAACAGACAUAAGAGAACCCACACAGGACAGAAACCUUUCUGUUGUGAUGUUUGCGGACAAAGAUUUAACCUAAAACAAACUUUAAACAUACACAUGAGAAUCCACACGGGACAGAAACCUUUCUGCUGUGAUCUUUGUGGACAAAGUUUUAGCCACAAAUCAACUUUAAUCAGACACAGGAGAGUCCACACAGGAGAGAAACCUUUCUGUUGUGAUUUUUGUGGACAAAGAUUUACCGAUAAAGGAAGUUUAAACACGCACAGGAGAAUCCACACAGGACAGAAACCUUACUGUUGUGAUCUUUGUGGACAAAGAUUUAGACAGAAAUUACAUGUAAACAUACACAUGACAGUCCAUACGGGACAGAAGCCUUACUGUUGUGAUAUCUGCGGAAAAAGACUUGGCCAUAAAGUAAGUUUAAGCACACACAUGAGAAUUCACACAGGACAGAAACCUUUCUGUUGUGAUAUUUGUGGACAAAGAUUUAGUCAGAAAUCAAAUUUAAAUACACACAUGAGAAUCCACAUAGCAGAAACCUUUCUGUAGUGAUAUUUACGGACUAAGAUUUAGCCGUAAAUCACUUGUAAACAUACACUGUGUCCACACAGAACAGAAAUCUUUCUUUUAUGCUUUUUGUGGUCA